Cannabis sativa is the source of this 1617-nucleotide messenger RNA. RefSeq lists its product as uncharacterized. The transcript has 2 exons. NCBI's taxonomy places the organism in Eukaryota, Viridiplantae, Streptophyta, Magnoliopsida, Rosales, Cannabaceae. Gene Ontology annotation, molecular function: nucleic acid binding. Bases 1 to 1617 code for a protein of 538 amino acids. The record is from RefSeq and is a predicted model, not a curated record. Gene Ontology annotation, biological process: DNA integration.
AUGACCAAAUGGGCUGUUGAGCUCAGUGAAUACGACAUAACAUAUCAACCGAGGAUAGCCAUCAAGUCACAGGUAUUGGCAGAUUUUAUUGCUGACUUUUCUUCUGUUGGACAGGUACAAGCAGAAAAGGAAUUAUUAUGCUUAAACAAGCAAACCAACUCGACAUGGAUGCUAGCAGUAGAUGGAUCAAGCAAUAGUAAGGGCAGUGGCCUAGGAAUCGUCCUUACCUCCCUUCAAGGAGAUGUUAUCCAGCGGGAAAUCAUAUGUGACUUCAAACUUACCAACAAUGAGGCUGAAUACGAGGUGUUGAUCGCUGGGCUAGAUCUAUCCAUUGAGUUGAAUGCCAAAACCAUUGAAGUCAUGUCAGAUUCUCAACUUAUCAUUGUUCAAGACAAGAUUUCAAGAUUCACAAAGUUCACCAUUAACCAAGUGCCGAGAAUAGAGAACAACCACGCCGACGCUCUUGCUAAUCUCAGCUCAUCCAUUCAAAUCAAAGAUGGAGUCACCAUUCCUGUGGUGAUAAUGCAAUGGCCAGCGACAUGGAAACCCAACAAAGAUGUAAUAUGUCUGAAUGAACAAGAGAAUUGGAUGACGCCAAUAAUGCAGUACCUAGAGGAUGGAACCCUACCACAUGACAAGAACGAGUCGAGAAAAUUAAGAGCUAAAGCGGCCAGAUUUACACUAUACAAUGGGAAACUCUAUAGACGAUCAUUCUCAGGGCCAUUACUCAGAUGUCUAUUACCGGCUGAAUCCAAUUACAUUCUCCAAGAGCAACAUCAAGGUGAAUGCGGAAACCACUCAGGCCAUCAGAGUUUAUGCAAUAAAGCUCCAACAAUAGGCUACUAUUGGCCAACCAUGCGAGCAGACUCCUAUAAUUUUGUUCAACAAUGCAACAAGUGCCAAAGGUUUGCUCAAAUAUCUCAUCUACCUCCAGAGAAGCUCCACUCUUCACUUACACCAUGGCCAUUUAUGAGAUGGGGGAUGGACAUUGUAGGCAAGAUGCAAACUGCUCCAGGGCAGAGGGUAUUCAUGCUAGCCUUAACUGACUACUUCACCAAAUGGGUAGAAGCUGAAGCCUUUGCACAAGUUAGAGAUCGAGAGGUAAAAAACUUUAUCUGGAAAAAUACAAUAUGCAGGUUCGGAAUUCCAAAGGAGAUAGUUACGGACAACGGUUCACAGCUCAUAAGCCAAGACUUCCAAAUCUUUUGUGCAGAAUGGAGGAUACAAUUAUCAUUCUCAACACCACAAUACCCUCAAGCAAACGGACAAGCAGAUUCAACCAACAAGACAAUAGUCAACACACUCAAGAAACGUCUAGAGAAAGCCAAAGGGAGAUGGGCAGAUGAAUUACCAGGGGUACUGUGGUCUUACCGGACAACAACAAAGACCUCGACUGGAGAGACCCCAUUUGCAUUGACAUAUGGAACUGAAGCGGUCAUCCCAGCAGAAAUCGAAAUACCAACCAUCAUAUUUGAACACUCGACGGAUGAUCUAAAUCAACAGACCAUGAACACAGAACUUGAUUUGUUAGACAAAAAGAGAGAACAAGCACUUAUCAGAAUAGCUGCAUACCAGCAAAAGGUGGCCCAACAUUUCAAUAAGAACAUUAGGGUCUGA